Messenger RNA from Vittaforma corneae ATCC 50505, 336 nucleotides. RefSeq lists its product as uncharacterized. Lineage: Eukaryota; Fungi; Microsporidia; Nosematidae. The coding region runs from base 1 to 336 and encodes 111 amino acids. The transcript has a single exon. The record is from RefSeq and is a predicted model, not a curated record.
AUGUCCCCAUUUCGUAUACAAUAUGGCCUUCUUGGAUAUAUCAAGAUGUUGUCCAUAUUACUUAACCGGUCUCGUCAAUCGACCGUAUCAAUGUGUAUUUCUAAAAACUUGAAAAAUUUUUCGUGCUGGUCGAUAGGAAAAAGAGCACUGUCGCAAGAGGUGCUGAACAGAACAUAUCCAUUCAAUAUACAAGAUGGCGGUGCCGAGAAUCCUGUCGUAACUACUCUACUUCUCCUUACUACGUACAAUUCUCCUAAUAUUCCCUUCUUUCUCCAUAUCAACAUCUCUUGUACACUAGCCACCACCUCACUCACCUAUCCAUAUCCUAAUACCUAG